AGGACUUUCAGAGAGAGAGAAAGAGAGAAAGAGAGAGAGAGAGAGCGGGUGGAGCACAGACAGGCCAGUAAAAUAUUUCCUAAACCGUUUUGUUGACGAGGCGACCAGCAAAACAUCAGUGCAUAGCUCACCAUGGCCCAGAACCAGGUGAUCCUGCAGUUCCACUUUGCCACCUACGGGGACUCCAUGCUGCAGAAAAUGAACCUUCUUCGGCACCAGCGACGCUUCUGUGACGUCACCGUACGUAUCAACCAGCUCAAAGUCCCCGGUCAUAAGGUUGUGUUUGCCGCUGGCUCGUCUUUCCUACGAGACCAGUUCAUCCUUCAGCAGGACUCCAAUGAAGUGCAGAUCUCCAUAAACCAGGAGGCAAAGGUUGGCCAGCAGCUGCUACUGUCCUGCUACACGGGCCAACUAGAGUUCCCGGAAUUGGAGCUGGUCAACUACCUGACGGUGGCCAGCUUCCUCCAAAUGGGCCACAUUGUGGAGCAGUGUACUCAAGCUUUGAACAAGUUCAUCAAGCCACAGCCUCCACACAAGAUGGAGGUCGACACUGAGCCGAAAAGAGUGGUCAAAGAGGACGGAUCGGGCUCCCAGGCUUUGAGAGAACAGGAACACUUGCGGGAAGUGGAGCGGGUGGAGCGUGAGGACGACGUCAGUACUGAUGACGAUGACGAUGUCAUUAUACAGCCUAAGUCUCCUCCUCACACGUACAAUAUACAUCCUGUGCAAGAAGUGGAAGAGAGUGAUAUCAGCAUCGUGAAGGUGGAGUCUGUAGAGUCUACCUUCCCGACAAGUGCUCCAGCUACCCUGAACUCGCCCGAGCCCCAACACUCGCUCAUCAAUUCGACUGUCGACAGUCGUGGGAGUGAAAUGACGGCGCCCCCAAGCAUGCCGGGCUACCCCUUCCGUCCUCCUUCUCCGUUCAACCCGGCGGAAAAAACUCAGAAGAGCUACGACAAACCCCUCCAGUGGUACCACCAGUGUCCCAAGUGUAGUCGCGUCUUCCGCCAGCUGGAGAAGUACGCCAACCAUCUUAAGAUGCACAAGCUCUUCAUGUGCUUGUUGUGCGGAAAGACCUUCACACAGAAGGGUAACCUGCACCGACACAUGCGGGUCCACGCGGGCAUCAAACCCUUCCAGUGUAAGAUCUGCGGGAAGACCUUCACCCAGAAGUGUUCCUUGCUGGAUCACCUGAACUUGCACAGCGGGGACAAGCCUCACCGCUGUAACUACUGCGACAUGAUGUUCGCCCACAAGCCCGUUCUCCGCAAGCACCUCAAGCAAAUCCACGGCAAGAACAGCUUUGACAACGCAAACGAAGGCAACUCGCAUGACUGUGGGCCUGAAGAGAAUGACACAAGCGGGCCGUUUAUCAGUCAGUCUAACAGUUAUGAGACGGACCUAAGAUACGAUUUGAGACAUUGUCUGGAUGAGACUGUAUAAAAAGAGAAACUAAGUUUCACAAUGAUGAGCAGAGACCGCCACCUUACGAUACACUAUUUUAAAAGACGGCGGUCUGUUAAUGGAGAAGAACGUUCAAUCAGUGAGGUAGAUCUAUUUCUACUCUUAAGCAUUGACCGUGAUCUUGGCAUACCUUGUCACCCCUCCAGUUUUUUCCAGGGGUAACUGAUGAAUUUCCCAGCACCCUUGCGUCUUAACAUUUUCCUGUAUUUUAACUUUCUUGGGUGAAAAAAGUCCACUCCGUUACUGCUGGAGCAGCACAGCCAGGGUCAUACUUGCCAAACCUCCCGAAUUUUCCGGGAGACUCCCGAAUUUCAGUUCCUCUCCCGAAAAUCCCCCGAUUUCCAGCCGGACCUGAGUGAGGACAGCCUGUCGUCACGUCCGCUUUUCCUCCUUAUAACAUCUACGGCUUUUGGAGCUUAGUGCGCAACAGCACACACAACAAGAAGGAGACUAUUAUAUAUGUCUCUGUUAUCCAAGGGUUAUUUAUCACCCAUAAAGUAGGCAGGCACGGAGCUAUUUCUCAGCGUGUGUUUAUUCCAGCCGCCACGUUAAUACACUGACACACAACAUCGGGAUUCCCAUCAUGCAUUGCUACGGCAAGUAGUAAUGUCCAAAAAACAUAACAGAGACGAAGCAGAAGAACGAAGAAGAGACAUUCAUGGCGACUACGAGUAAGAAGAAGAAGUACGCUUGCAUGUUCCAAAAUGAUUGAAAACAAGAAUUUCAGUUCAUCCAGGACAGAUGGAAGGGGAAGGGGUAUGCUAGGGAGAGAUGGAAGAUUCCAGACUCCGGUGCAUUUGAUGAAGGCAUUUUUGUGCGUGCCACACAGAAAUGCAUCAUCAGAGAGGGUGGUUAGAAAUAUAGUGACAGAGAAUAAUAGAAAGGAUGGACAAUUCAACCCUAAAGUCACUCCUUUCCUGCAAAAUAAAUGUCACAGAUGCUGCCCAUACCUAUGCUCCUUCAAAGGCUGUGCUACUGACUGCAAAGCAUUGCGCUUUCAAAUACAACGAGUAGAGGAGUGUUAUGUUUGUGUACAUGUAUAUGUGUAAAUAAAUGAACACUGAAAUUCAAGUAUUUAUUUUAUUUAUAUAUGUAUAUAUAUAUAUAUAUAUAUAUGAAAGAAUACUUGAAUUUCAGUGAAAUCUAGCUUUAAUUAUACUUCCCACCCCCCAACCUCCUCCCCGUCGCCCCUCCAAUCUCCCGAAUUCGGAGGUCUCAAGGUUGGCAAGUAUGGCGAAGGGCAUUGGCGACAAAACAAAAAUAAAUCCUUCAAAACCAAAGCAAACCAAUAAAACAACAAACGUGCACCACAGUAAGCAGUAAGUAGAUCAGAAUGCCCCAAUUUUGCAGAAAUGUUCCCUUAUUUUCAAACGCUGACGUUGUCAGGUAUGAAUUUUGCACCGGACAUUUACUAUUGGAGACAAACGCGUUUCAACUUGUUGUGAUUGCUGUAGGUUGCAGGAAUACCGCUCGAACAAAAACUUUAGAUGUAACACUGAAGGCCUGAUCUACUAAGAUUACAAAGACAGCCAGCUUGCUAGCUGUGAGAAAAUGGCAACCAAGGUGAUCAAAAAGGUCAACCAAAGAACGAGAUUCCUCUACAGAAUCUCCUCUCUGGUCAACAAAAGCACCUUGAGGAUUCUAGCGGGAACUCUCAUUCAACCGUUCUUCGAUUACGCUUGCACCUCCUGGUACCCCAGCACCUUCAAAACCCUCAAAUCUAGACUCCAAACAUCCCAGAAUAAGUUAGUCCGGUUACUUUUAGACCUCCACCCCAGAUCACACCUCAAUCCAACCCACUUCUCCAAAGUGGGCUGGCUCAGGGUGGAGGACAGUGUAAAACAACUUGCACUGAGCCUAGUCUAUAAAAUCCGCUACACGUCCUUGAUACCGAAGUACAUGUCAAACUACUUCCUUAACGUAAAUGACCGCCAUAACCACAACACCAGGGGGAGCUCCACAAACCACGUUAAACCCAGAUUCCGAUCUAACAAAGGUCUUAACUCAUUCUCUUUCUAUGCCUCAAUGUGGAAUGCACUCCCAACAGGUAUAAAAGUAAGUGCAUCUCUAUCCUCCUUCAAAACCGCUCUAAAACAACACCUCCAGGGAACUUCAACACUUUACUAAUACCCUCCUCCAUUCACAUCCCAUCUCAAAUGUACUUCUAAUGUAUAUACUUGUUCUUAUGCUAUCUGAACUCACUAUGUUCUCUGCUGGCUGUACAUAUCCUACUAAAUAAGACCUACACUGUUUCAAUGUCCACAUUUCUCUGUUGAUGCAAUUGUUGAUGACUGAAGUUCUGAUAUCAACCAAAGCUCCUCAUCCCACCCCCCGGAUUGUAAAUAAUGUAAAUAAUUCAAUGUACAUACUAUGAUGAUUAACUUGUGUCAUGACUGUAUUAUGUUGAUAGUAUAUAUUUGUACCAUGAAUUGAUUAACCUGGACCCCGACUUAAACAAGUUGAACAACUUAUUGGGGUGUUGCCAUUUAGUGGUCAAUUGUACGGAAUAUGUACUGAACUGUGCAAUCUACUAAUAAAAGUAUCAAUCAAUCAAAGCUUAAAUGCUGGCAUGAAAACAAGAGUCAUUAUUGUAUUUCCCCAUUAAGAAACGAUACAACCCAAUCUAAACUUGUAUAAACACAUUGCCGUCUGAGCAACUAAGCUAUUCAAUUGUGCACAUUGAACCUACAAGGUCUAUUAGAGGGAUCUUUCUGUUUUUAUUGAUUGAUUGAAACUUGUAUUAGUAUAUUGCACAGUACAGUACAUAUUCCGUACUAUUGACCACUAAAUGGUGACCCCUGAAUAAGUUUUUCAACUUGUUUAAGUCGGGGGUCCACGUAAAUCAAUUCAUGGUACUCAAAUAUUUACAGUGCGUUCAAAGACCGCCGAACAGAGUAGGACACCACAACACCCACCAGAAAUAAUAAAUAAUUAUAGCAACUGAUUGUAUUUGUUACGCAUUUUUCUUUUAAAUACAUCUUAAAGUACUGCAGUACAGUUAAAACAAUAAAAGCUUAGAUAUUCAAACAUAAAAUACUAAUAUUAAAACAUAUGUGUAUAAGUACUUUUAGAGCUCAUUCAGCAAUACCCAAUAGUAAGGAUAGCUGUGAUCAUUUUGGUCAUGAUAGCGAUAAUAGAUUUUACUAUCAUUACAUCCUUAGCGUGUGCUAUAAUUGAGCAUGUAGCCUGUGAUCUACUAAGACUGGCUGCGAAAGUGGUGCAGAAAGCCUUAUUUAAAUGAGGGUUUUGUGUGUGCUGCGUGGCAUUCACCAUGUAGACACUCGUUUACUGCACAUUCAUAUAAUCAUUCUACUGUUUUUAAAACACACAGUAGAAAAAUAUUAUAUGUACCACUUUUUCUGGGCAUUUUAAAAGCAGUCCCGCAGUGCAACUACAACAGGACCCAUUUUUUUUUUAGUCUGCUGAAGGUGCACCUUUGAGAUACUGGCACUAAAUCUGCGAGUGUGGAAUGUUUCAGAUGCAAGGAAAUGCAUAUUGCAGGAAGGUGUUUGUAUUACAACCCAUGAAUUGGAUGUUUUAAUCAGCCCCUCAUGUCACCCAGGAGCUAUAAAAUUAUGAAAUGAUAUUGCUGAAUAGACGAUAUGUCUUAAUAUUUUUAUUUUGGACGGUCCAUAUAUGUUGACAAGCAUAUGUGUGGCAUAGCUGCAGCGUGUUCGCCUCCUUUCUCACAGCUAUUUCUGCGCACAUUUCGGACGUGCUGAAUAAAGACGUAAAAAAAAAAGCUCCCGCAGAACAGUUCAGGUCUUGAUAAAUCACAUUUAAAUAAUUAAUUUUGCGUUUUGUCCUCCAGUAUUGUAGGCGUUCUGAUAAUAAGCAUACACUCUGCAUAUUCAUGAAGACGGACUACAAUUGCGCGUCUUAUUUCGCUCACUUAAAAGCCUCUUCGCAUAAGCUUGUUGAUCAGCUUUGCGUGCUCUAUCAAGUUAGUAGAUCAGGCCCUAAAUAUUUGUUUCUUGUCAAUUUUUUAAAUGUUAUUGCACUGUAGAAGAUACAGCACACAUAAUUAGGCGAUUAGUUGUACUUUUCCCAAUCCGUAGGCUAUUACUCACUUGGUCUACCUAUUUUGUGCUUUCCAAACUUGAGAAUGAUUUGUAUGAAUACAUAUUUGGUUUAUUUGCUCCGUAUGACUCUAUUUUAGGUCACUAAGGAAAUGUAGGAAAUUAACACAUUUUAGGUGACGCUGUUUUUUUUUUAUGUAGAGCUGAACUGGCUACAAAGUAAACAAAAACAGAAUGCUGGACGACAGCAAAGACUUAAAGCGUGUGGAGCAGAGAAGGCGUCCAUAAAGUACAUCCGUGCACGACAUGACCAUCAACAAUGUCACCACAAAAAAAGACAGCAACGACUUAAAUGUUCCUGAUUGCUAAAACAAAGCAGGCGCGGGGAACAGCGCUCAAAGGAAGACACGAAACUGCAACAGGAAGAUACCAACAAAACAGGAAAAGCCACCGAAAUAGGAGCGCAAGACAAUAACUAAACUUAUUUUGUGCUUCCCGAACUUGAGAAUGAUUUGUAUGAAUAUGUAUUUGACGUUUUGGCUCUGUAUUUUAGGUUACUAAAAGGAUGUGGCAAAUUAAAGGCCUACUAAAAUUAGAUUUUCUUAUUCAAACGGGGAUAUCAGGUCCAUUCUAUGUGUCAUACUUGAUCAUUUCGCGAUAUUGCUAUAUUUUUGCUGAAAGGAUUUAGUAGAGAACAUCGAGGAUAAAGUUUGGAACUUUUGGUCUGUAAUAAAAAAGCCUUGCCUGUACCGGAAGUAGCAGACGAUAUGCGCGUGACGUCACGGGUUGUGGAGCUCCUCACAUCUGAACAUUGUUUACAAUCAUGGCCACCAGCAGCGAGAGCGAUUCGGACCGAGAAAGCGACGAUUUACCCAUUAAUUUGAGCGAGGAUGAAAGAUUUGUGGAUGAGGAAAGUGAGAGUGAAGGACCAAAAAAAAAAAGGGCCGUGGGAGCGAUUCAGAUGUUAUUAGACACAUUUACUAGGAGAAUUCUGGAGAAUCCCUUAUCUGCUUAUUGUGUUACUAGUGUUUUAGUGAGAUUAUAUGGUCAUACCUGUGAACCUGAAGGUCGGCCUAGUCGACGGUUGGUGGCGAUGCCCAUCUCUGCCCUUCGCAAGGGACCCUCUUCGAAACACGAUCUUUCGAAAUGAUCGCUGCAUCAUACACUGUACUUUGUGUGUGUGUGGUCCAAUCCAACCGUGUUCGCUUGGCAUCUCUGUUCCAUAGUAAAGCUUGACUGUCAUCUUUUGGGAAUGUAAACAAUGAAACACCGGCUGUGUUUGUGUUCCUAAAGGCGACCACAAUACACCGCUUCCCGCCUACAGCUUUCUUCUUUGACGUCUCCAAUAUUCAGUAAACAAAUUGCAAAAGAUUCAGCAACACAGAUGUCCAUAAUACUGUGGAAUUAUGCAUGAUACUUCCGCGUUAAAAUUUAAAAUUGCAAUUUAGUAAACUAAACCGGCCGUAAUGUUAAGAUUUCAUCAUUGAUAUAUAAACUACCAGACUGCGUGGUCGGUAGUAGUGGGUUUCAGUAGGCCUUUAAGGAAAUGUAUAAUUUGUGAGGUUUUUUUUAAGAAUUUGGGAAGAUACGCCUUUCAAGAUGUAAUCUCCCAAAUAAAAUAAUUGUCAUUUUUUAUUAGAAUAACUAGCUCUAAUGGUGCGUCAAUUUGGAUGAAAAUUUAUCUGCAGCGAGUCAUUCUUCAGUUUUAAUCCAUGAUGUGAAUGGACCGUGUCUAUAGGCUACAUUGUAUUAAAACAGGGGUGUCCAAAGUAGCAUUUAUGAACAUUUUUCCACAGUUGGGUCUGGCAGCAACAAGCAGGCUCGGCUGUUUCUGUCAUAGACGUUUGACGGUGAUAACAAUGAAGCCAGAAAUUGAGAUUUUUGUCUUCUGCCUUCAUGAGUGAUUGCAUGGUAGCAUUACAAAGAGCAUCCAUAAAGCGACACUGUAAAAAGAACAUUUUAACAAUGCAUAACUGAUUAACUGUGCGUUAUUGUGGGGAGUAACUUCAUCACGCCGGAAUAAUUUCACUUUAAUAGAUUGCAGAUGCCUUCAUAUUGCUUGACCUCACAAUGCUGAAACAGAAAUUGUGCUAACUGUGUGUACCUGAGGAUUGUGUCGUUUUGUUUUUUGUUUUUUUCCAACGUUGUCCACUGGAUAAAUGGCAAUGAAUACCUGAUUUGUGUAUAUACAGGUAUACUUUAUACAGUCAUAAAUGUACAGAAACAUUAAAAUCCUGGUAGUUGAUGCAUACAUAUGGCAAAAAAAAGGUAUUUUUCAAUGGGGAAAAAAUAUUUCUCUUCUCUUGUAAAAAGCAGCCUCCCCCACAAAAAUGACAUAACAUCAUGCUGUCCCCCUUUCAUUCAACUAUUAAACACCGUUUAACAAAACACACUGAAUUUAAUGUAACCACUGUGACAUUUUUUACUCCGUCUAUUCAUUUAAAAUGUACAAUAAUUGCUGUUAUUACAUAAAAACAAUAAAUAUCUCCAUUUUAAUGUU
This is a messenger RNA of Nerophis ophidion (straightnose pipefish), 7983 nucleotides long. RefSeq names its product zinc finger and BTB domain containing 26 (gene zbtb26). Gene Ontology annotation, cellular component: nucleus. Gene Ontology annotation, biological process: regulation of transcription by RNA polymerase II. Lineage: Eukaryota; Metazoa; Chordata; Actinopteri; Syngnathiformes; Syngnathidae. The coding region runs from base 133 to 1443 and encodes 436 amino acids. The record is from RefSeq and is a predicted model, not a curated record. The transcript is spliced from 2 exons. Gene Ontology annotation, molecular function: RNA polymerase II cis-regulatory region sequence-specific DNA binding; DNA-binding transcription factor activity, RNA polymerase II-specific; protein binding.